This is a messenger RNA of Phytomonas sp. Hart1, 1029 nucleotides long. The record is from the annotation of a GenBank genome assembly. Lineage: Eukaryota; Euglenozoa; Kinetoplastea; Trypanosomatida; Trypanosomatidae.
AUGUUUAUGCGCUCUGGAUCUGAUUGCUUUUUCCCGAGGGAGUCCAUUCAGGGCUCCAGAAAGGCACAUGCAUCCCAUUCAAAAGAGAUAGAUAUGAUCAGUACUUUCAGUUAUAGCAUCUUGAACAUGAUCUUUCUUUCAUUUGACUAUGUUAUUAUUCUUAUCGACUACUUUACCGCUGCAUAUGAAAUAUUGCAUGAACACGACCUAGCUGAUUUGUUCCCCAUAGUGUUUGGUCUCAUGUUGUGCUUCUUUGGCUGUCAUUACUUAAUGUUAGUAACCAUCUUAGAAACUGUGAGGAUGCUUUGCUGGAGGGAAUUGGUUACUUCUAUCCAUACAUUGCACCAUAACUAUCAAAUCGCCAUGGAAAGUAGUCGUAAGGAUGACUUUAUCGAUACGAAUGGCAAUAAGAUUCCUAAUAUGCAGGAAAUAAGCAGACAAGACCUGCUUUUUCAGAAAUUAAGUCUUUUCAUGAAGACCGUAGACGUGGUAGAGGUGCGUUCUGCUGUCCGGACGCUUGCAACGGCUUACUUUUCGAUGAUUGCCGCGCUGCGGCUAAAGAUGGCGCGAUAUUUAGCACUUGCCCUAUCUUCAGCACACACAAUAGGCAAGAGCAUCCCAUUAGAGAGUAUUUUGUCUGAACACCUACCGCCGGGUUCCAAGAAAUGGUCUGGGAUUCUAGCGGAUACCUUGCUCAACGUGAUCUGCAUGAUCUUAGCGAUAUUUAUUGGUGGGUGGGUUGGCGGCUUAAACUGCGCAAUUCGAGGUUCUCAUAUGUUUGUUCAGAACAUGAUUACGCUUUCUCAGAAAAAGGGCUUGUUGAUGGACAAUCUGAAUCUGAGUGAUCCGAAGUCGAAGGUGCUCAUGGUGGUUGUGGCAGCGACUGGGUUUUUAUGGCAGGUAUCUCAUAGCAGUGGUUUGCCCUUUCCCAUCAACAUCGUCCUUUUUCCACUAACAUUACUGGAGUGGUUGCUACAGAUAGUGGUGAAUAGGUGGAUUUUUUUAUUACCCAUGAUGAAUUUCUCGUAA